AUGGCAUUUGAAAAAGUCUUAUAUUGCGGUCCGUGUGAUUUUAAACAUGCUACUAACCAAGCUAUCAAAUGGUGUACAGAUUGUAUAGAGGCUCUGUGUUCAACUUGUUUUGACGUGCAUAGAAGUUUGAAAGUCUCGAGAAAUCACAAUGUUAUUACAAUAGAAGAUCAUAGUGCUCUGCACGCAAUUAUGUUGGAUUUAGUAGAAACCCAGAGGUGUGAUCAACAUGAUAAAGCUUCGGAAUAUAUUUGUCCUUUACAUGACGAAAAAGUUUGUGUAACAUGCAUCCAGAGAAAACAUAGUCAGUGCACUGGUUGGUUGACAAUCUCAGAAGCAGCUGACGGGGUUAAAUCAUUGGUAGCAAAUCAGACAAUUAAACAAGAUCUCGAGAACAUGAUAAGAAACGUGGAGGAAUUGAUUGAAAAUCACGAAAAAGAACGAAUUUACACUCAAAAUGUAUGCAAAACUUUGAAAGGCGAAGCAUCAAUAGUUGUUCAGAGUAUUAUACAGAAAGUUCAAGACCUUGAGGCAGAAUUUGUCAAAACGGGCGAUGUACAGCACCAAGAAAUAUCUGACAACAUAAUCAGCCGGACAACAGAACUCAAGGGUAAACUGCAAAAAGUGAAAAUGAUGAAAGAAAAGAUGAAUGGUAUUGAAGGUUAUGCGUCAGACACUCAAAUUUUUUUGAGCAUCCGUAAAAUUGCCACAGAAUUAAUUGAUUCUAUUGAAGAAGUAAAAUCUGUUACAAAGGAGCCCUUAUCUUUUCCAAAAGAGCUCCAGUUAACAGCCCCAGUCCAGUCUUUUCUGUCAGACGUAAAAUUGCUGUGUCUUGUACGAAAGGAUAAUAAAUAUAUUGCAUUUCAACCAUCAAAACUGCAAAAGGUUCAGUCUCAUAUUUCUUCCUUGUUCCAAAAAUCAAUAGACGAUAUAGAAAUACAUAUUAUAGUGACGAUUAAUGUAUCAAAUACAGAAUCAAAUGGCAAGGAUCUAUGGAACGCGCUGAUCUUAUUGAACGGACAGUUAUUAUUUUAUUGGAAAGCAAGUAAACAUUUUAUCACGUACACCUCAGACGGAGAGUUUUUCAGAAGUUGGCAUGUAGAUGAUAAAGUAAAAUAUAUGGCAAUUGUUGACAUGCAUAGGAUUGACUUCUCCUAUGAAACAAACAGAAAUGUUGGAAUUUUUAACAUGCAGACAUUACAAACUGAAAAGAAAAUAACUUUUAGUGAAAAAUGUUAUGGGUUGACAUAUGACGGUAAUCAAUUGUAUACAGUUGGAGAGACAACAAUAUUUUGUGUUGAAUUGACAGACAAUGAUGAGCGUAUAUCAUCAGUUCCUGUGAACACAAGCGAUGUUGCUUAUAUUUCCGUCUAUAGAGAUAGACUGUACUAUGCUGACUACACGAAACAUACCAUUUACUGUUGCUAUAAAAACGGGGAAGAAAUAUGGUCUUUUAAAACUGUUGAAAUGAUGUUUCCUGUUGGCAUUACUACAGACAAGUACGGAAAUGCAUAUGUUACAUGCUCAAUAACUAAUAAGGUCCUUGUGGUUUCAGCUGACGGAAAACAGGACAAAGAAAUACUAAAGGCAUUUGAUGGUCUUGUUGUUCCUAGAGCCAUACAUUACGACAAAAGUGAAAAUCGAUUACUUGUUUGUAAUGCUAAAAAUGGACUAGCAUUUUUAUGUAUAUUAAAAUUAUAA
This is a messenger RNA of Mytilus trossulus (common blue mussel), 1698 nucleotides long. RefSeq lists its product as uncharacterized. Lineage: Eukaryota; Metazoa; Mollusca; Bivalvia; Mytilida; Mytilidae. The transcript has a single exon. The record is from RefSeq and is a predicted model, not a curated record. Gene Ontology annotation, molecular function: zinc ion binding. Bases 1 to 1698 code for a protein of 565 amino acids.